UCAGGCUAUCUUGACAGUAUUUCGUUAUUUUCCCCAGUAACGCCUGUCUUCUUCAUGCGUUAAGUAUUAUUUUGCAUGAGCUUUGUGAACAUUAUUUUCGACGGAAGUAGAGGUUAUUAGCAUCAAGCUAACAUUAGGUUAUAGUUAGCCAUCACUAGCUUACAGACACACAGCCUUUGGACUUGGCUUCACAUCGGAUAUAAUAAUUUGUUUUGCGGUGGAAUGAUGGAGGCGAGUGGUAUCGACGUGGGUUCUGCGCGCGGACUAGUCGAAGGUAGCAGCUCCCCACCGGACUCGGGUACCCCACGCGCCGACAACCUGGCGGAUUUCGGUGACAUGAUGAGCGGCUGCUGCAUACAGGAAGAGAGGGGCGAGACACCGGGCCGAGAGGACUGUCAGAUCGACCCUCUCGCAGGUGAAUUGGCUCGGGCAUCUGACAAAAGUCUGGACAGAAAAGGGUUGGGGAAAGAAGUACUGUUGUUAAUGCAAGCUCUGAAUACUUUGGCCACUCCAGAAGAGAAACUAGCUGCCUUAUGUAAGAUGUACGCUGAUUUGCUGGAGGAGAGCCGCAGCAUGCAGAAGCAGAUGAAGGUUCUGCAGAAGAAGCAGUCGCAGCUGUCCAAGGAGAAGGUGCACCUGCAGGGCGAGCACAGCAAGGCCAUCCUGGCGCGCAGCAAGCUGGAGAGCCUGUGCAGAGAGCUGCAGCGCCACAACAAGACCCUGAAGGAGGAGAACACGCGGAGCUCGCGGGAGUACGAGGAGCAGCGGAAGGAGGCCAUGCUGCACUUCCAGGUGACGCUGAAGGAGAUCGAGAACCAGCUGGAGCAGCACCGGCUGCACAACCGCAAGCUGCGCCAGGAGAACAUGGAGCUCGCCGCCAAACUCAACAAGAUCAUCGAGCAGUACGAGCUACGGGAAGAGCACAUUGACAAGGUGUUCAAGCACAAGGAGCUGCAGCAGCAGCUGGUGGACGCCAACCUGAAGCGCACGGCGGAGCUCAUGAGGCAGGUGGAGGAGCGGCAGCAGCGCGAGAGAGAGCUGCUCUUAAAAGAUGCUACAGAGACGAGGCACAAAUGUGAACUGAUGAAAGAACAGGAGAUCCAGCUGAAGCAGCAGCUUUCCCAGUACAUGGACAAGUUUGAAGAGUUUCAGACGACUCUGGCCAAGAGUAAUGAAGUGUUCUCCACGUUCAGACAGGAGAUGGAGAAGAUGACGAAGAAGAUCAAGAAGCUGGAGAAGGAGACGACGUUGUGGCGAACCAAAUGGGAGACCAACAACCAGGCGCUGCUGCAGAUGGCCGAGGAGAAGACCCUGCGGGACAAACACUACAAGGCGCAGCAGGGCAAAGUGGAGCGGCUGGAGAAGCUGUGCAGGGCGCUGCAGAGGGAACGCACCGAGCUCAACGAGAAGCUGCAGACCAUGCAGGAGGAGGAGCCAGGGCAGGAGGGGGAGGAGCCAGGGCAGGAGGAGGAGCCAGGGCAGGAGGGGGUGGGGCCCCCCGAACCCCCCCACACACAGGAGCCCCACAGCAGCCGCUCCCCCGAACCUGACGCAGACGCAGUGCUAGUGGAGGCGGCGCAGUCUGUUGUGAUGGGGGCGGAGUCUGUAGGGGUGGGGGCGGAGUCUGUUGUGAUGGGGGCGGAGUCUGUUGGGGUGGGGGUGGAGUCUGUUGUGAUGGGGGCGGAGUCUGUAGGGGCGGGGCUUGUGGCGUCGGGGACAGAGGAGCCUGGACUCCAGCCGGACGGAGAACACUCCUCCUCCUCCUCCUCCCCUUCCAUCCCCACCGGCGAGCAGCCAGGCGUCUGAGCCACGCCCCUCCAGGGCCGCUGUUUUUGUUCUCUUUUUUUUUGUGGAGGUAUAUAUAUUUUUGUGUAAUAGUUGUAAAGAUUUGAGAAGAGAUUUGCAUUUGCAUUAGUGAGUGUAAGCGCUCUGUACAUGGGGAUGCUAGGCUGGGUGGUGAGCACUUUCCUUUCCUGUUCCAUCUACCACAUACGUAUUUUCUAGGAAAUGUCAUGUGGUCAAAGUUGGCUGUGAUGCAGCAGCUUUAGAGUUUAUUUUUCUUAUUCCGAGUCGCUCUGUUUUCAGUCUCUUCUCUCUGCUGAUCUGUGGGGCCAUGUUUGUUCUCAUCUCAAAGAUGUAGCGCUCAUCUCUGGCCAGUGGGAUCAGAAUAAAUAUACCAGAUGCAUAUAAUGUUAAAAACAUUGCUUUGUUGACUUAGCCAAGCAUAGCCGAUUAACAGUCACCUCUUCUUGUCUCUGACCACUCUUAGCACUGCAGAAAAGGCUGGGCAUUAUGGUGGGGAAAGUUCCCUUGUAUACCAUGUUGCAGCAAGGGCUUUAAGAGGUCACGCAAAAUGUAAAAGUUGGGUUCUAAAGUUUGGUGGAAAUUCACAUUCAGAUUAACUUUCACUAGACUCAGAUCCCCAGUCUGCCUGUAGUGAUGGUGCAUCAUGGGCAACUUGAGUUCAAGGGCUAGUUUGGUCAAGCUGCUAUCAACAUUUUUGAUGUGUUUAAUUUUGGAAGGCCGCUGUUGCUGACUGCUGGUCCCAUUCAAAUGCUGCUGCCAUUCCUGCACCAUCUUCAUUUUGCAUUUGAGAUCAGUUUGAGUUCCAGAAUCUGUUUCAGCAACCAUGUGUUGAGGCAUGGAGUGUGAAUGGAUUCGUUCUGGCAACUAACCGGCUAAACGUUAGUAUGACUCUGGUGAGCGCCCACCUGCUCCCCCACCGUACUGGAGUUGAGGCGGGUGCCGGUGCUGAUGCUACGGACUCGUGAGGAGAAUCAUGUUUCCUGUGAUGUCGCGUCAUGCGGAUCGUGCUGUUGGGCGCCCAUGGAUCAGCGGACUCAGCAGCUGUCUGGUGGGGCGGCGACGUUUUCUUUUCCAACUGGAAGCUGAUUGACUGUAAUUCACUUUUCAGUUGAUUGACAUAUGGGGCCUUGACACAUUUGAUACUUUAUAUACUGAAGAUUCUGAAUGUUUUUGUUUUUUUUUUCUUUUUAAAGAAACAAUUUACUCAGUAAUGAACAUGAAUAAAUUAGUGUAUUUCAUGCGUUCCACUCCAUGCUGAUGUUCACUGGAACAGAAGGUAUUGUGGAGUUUGCUCACAAUGUGAAAACACAAUGUGGAAUACUGAACUGAAUGAAUGUAGAAAUUCACCCUUGUUGCCAAGCAGCCUUAAUGCCCUCUAGUGUCGGUCAUCCAAUGGAAAGGAAACAGGGUUUACCAUGCCCCUCUCAGGUCUGAGCGUGCUGUCCACUAUGUGAAGGUUUAGGGUCUCUUUAAUUAAAUCAUUGCAAGAGACAUUCAUUUACUAAUGCUUCUGAAAGUGUUCCAUUCAUUUACAUUCCAGGUUGGCGCAUUGCAGCCUACCAAAAUCAUACUAACAAAACUAAAUAAUUUGACAUUAUUCACCUUAGAAGGGUGUUUUGAAAUAAUCACUUUUAUCAUGCUGUUGUCUCAACACUUAAACAUCCAGAGCAUUCUGAUCAUUGCUGAUGUGUUUGCUAAAACAUUUGGUCUCGACAAUAACGGACAGGCUGACCAGACCAGCAGGCACGUAGUGACGACGGAGGGCUGCUGGGCUCUGUUUUGUAGGAAUACCGAGGCAGUGUCCUGGGGAGAUCUGGGAUGUGUAGGAAUACCGUAGCAGUGUCCUGGGGAGAUCUGGGAUGUGUAGGAAUACCGUGGCAGUGUCCUGGGGAGAUCUGGGAUGUGUAGGAAUACCAAGGCAGUGUCCUGGGGAGAUCUGGGAUGUGUAGGAAUACCGUGGCAGUGUCCUGGGGAGAUCUGGGAUGUGUAGGAAUACCGUGGCAGUGUCCUGGGGAGAUCUGGGAUGUGUUGGUAUCAAACUAAUGACCAAACAAGAGAAUGGAUUUGGGAUCAGUAGACUUCAACCAGCCUCCGACUUGUAUUGGGAACUUCAACCAUAUGGAGUAGACUUUAACCAGCCUGACUUUUAGAAUAUAAUUAUACUCUUCAGUAACUCUCAUUAGAGAUGUGAAUGUGCUUUUAGACUGUGGAGACUCGCUGGUGGGCCUCGCAAGAUUUUCACCUCAACACGUGCAGUUAACACCUGAGCAGUGAGUGUCUAGUUGUUCUGUGCUCAUACGAUGUCCUUUAAGUGAUGGUAUGUUCCAUGUGAAGUAGCCCUUGGGUGGUUGGAAAUGAUUGGUACUUCGACACACAUUCAUAAAAAACUGUUCCUGUCUGGCAAUGCCUCAGUUUGAUUCUCAGGUUACGCAAGAAAUCUACCUCUGCAGGUGAAUCUUGCUGUGAAAGAGGCUGGAGUCAACAAUGCUUUGAAAAGCUUUAUUUUCCCCCAAAAAUGAGCUUAUGUUCCCCCGAGAUUGUAAACAAAGAUGUUCUGUCCUGUCUUGCUUUUCAAUAAACAUUUUGUAGAAUUUUCCAAACUAUUCAA
Sardina pilchardus (European sardine) is the source of this 4414-nucleotide messenger RNA. RefSeq names its product taxilin gamma (gene txlng). The transcript is spliced from 10 exons. Gene Ontology annotation, biological process: regulation of cell cycle. Bases 223 to 1806 code for a protein of 527 amino acids. The record is from RefSeq and is a predicted model, not a curated record. Lineage: Eukaryota; Metazoa; Chordata; Actinopteri; Clupeiformes; Clupeidae. Gene Ontology annotation, molecular function: syntaxin binding.